Molecule: messenger RNA, 2118 nt
Organism: Echinostoma caproni
Lineage: Eukaryota; Metazoa; Platyhelminthes; Trematoda; Plagiorchiida; Echinostomatidae
Source: the annotation of a GenBank genome assembly
GGCAGCGAUCAGAGAAGUUCGCCUCACUGUGUUUCGCUGUACGGUGAUGAUGAUGAUGAAGGUCUUCAUGGUAAUGCGUUUUACACCAUCGACCGAUCAUCGCACAAGGGUUCGUGUUAUAAAAUAAUGACUUUUAUAACUCUACAGGCUCAGCCCUCCGGCAAUACAUUAACUACCGGCGAUGCCAAGGUUUCCGUACCUUUUCUGCUCACCGGGGGCUCACUACGAGAAUACCAACUCGUCGGACUUACUUGGUUGGCAGCUAUAUUCCAAAAGCGUUUGAAUGGCAUUCUGGCCGAUGAAAUGGGUUUGGGAAAAACCAUUCAAACAAUCGCUCUCCUGGCAUAUUUGGCAUGCGAGCACGGAAUUUGGGGACCGCAUCUAAUUGUCGUCCCGACAAGCGUGAUUCUCAAUUGGGAAAUAGAAUUCAAACGUUGGUGUCCCGGCUUCAAAAUACUGACAUAUUUUGGACAUAUCAGAGAAAGACGUGAGCGGCGAAAGGGUUGGACAAAAACAAAUGCUUUUCACGUGUGCAUUACCUCUUAUCGAUUGGCCAUCCAAGAUGCGGCUGUGUUCAAGCGCAAAAAAUGGAAAUAUCUCAUUUUGGACGAGGCACAAAACAUAAAGAAUUUUAAGUCACAGCGUUGGCAAACGUUACUUACGUUCAACAGUCAACGUCGACUUCUUCUCACCGGGACUCCCUUGCAAAAUUCCCUAAUGGAACUGUGGUCUCUUAUGCACUUUCUCAUGCCAAAUAUCUUUCAAUCACAUCGUGAUUUCCAAGAAUGGUUUGCAUCACCACUCACGGGUAUGAUCGAGGGUAACAGCGAAUAUAACGAACAACUUGUCGCACGACUUCACAAAGUUCUCCGCCCUUUUCUUUUGCGACGCCUCAAGGCGGAUGUUGAACGUCAAAUGCCCAAAAAGUUCGAGCAUAUCGUUAUGUGCCGUUUAUCUCGCCGUCAGCGUUUUCUCUACGACGAUUUCAUGUCACUAACGAGUACUCGGGAAACACUCAAAUCUGGUCAAUUCCUCUCAGUGAUGAAUGUAUUGAUGCAACUUCGCAAAGUGUGCAACCAUCCGAAUUUGUUUGAAACCCGUCCGAUAAUUUCUUCGUUUCAUGUAGCAGAUUAUCUGCUGCAGUUGGAUUUACCUCGACUCUUGGUGAAUAUCAGUCAUCCGUUCCUGGUCUUCGCAUCUUCUCCAAAUGCCGUCUCAUCGGGAUUUCACAUUAAUGUUUCAUCAGCUCGAUAUCAAUCCCAAAAGAGUCAACAAGAAGAACGCCUCACUGGUUUCCUGCAGGCGGAAUGUCUCCCUAAAGUUUGCAUUCAGCAAGACCUCUCCGUUCACCGUGAAUCUAAUUCCAAAGGCAGUUUGUUAAAUCAGAUUCCCCUCAGUCCACAAGCCUGGCUAUUGCCCGUACAGUUACAUCGAAUCGCUACGGCCUGUCGCAUCCAAUUUCCUGACCCCCGUCUUAUUCAGUAUGAUUGCGGUAAAUUGCAGCGGCUGGAUCUGUUAUUACGGGAACUAAAAGCCGGGAGUCAUCGCGUCCUUAUUUUCACCCAGAUGGCCCGUAUGUUAGAUAUUCUUGAGCAGUUUCUAGCUUACCACGGUCACCGAUAUUUGCGUUUGGAUGGGGCGACCAAGGUGGAGCAACGUCAAGUACUUAUGGAACGUUUCAAUCAAGAUGCAUCCAUUUUUGUGUUUAUCCUGUCCACACGAUCCGGUGGUUUGGGUGUAAACUUGACCGGAGCAGACACGGUUAUUUUCUAUGACUCUGAUUGGAAUCCGACUAUGGAUGCACAAGCCCAAGAUCGUUGUCAUCGUAUCGGACAAACCCGUGAUGUGCAUAUCUACCGACUGAUCAGUGAGCUGACUGUGGAAGAGAACAUUUUGCGAAAAGCCAACCAGAAGCGUUUUCUCAGUGAUGUUGCCAUUGAGGGCGGUCGCUUUACCACAGCUUUCUUCAAACAAAAUACCAUAGAUGAAUUAUUUGCUGAACCUUCUGGGCUUCAGGUAAGACUGUUAAUCGCUUGUUUAUUCUUUUUUAGGUACGUAAAUAUGGCGCAUUAUCCUGUUAAGCUCCCUCCAUCCGGAGCUCUCUGUUCCAAGCAAUGA